AUGACGGAGGCUAAGCAGUUGUUGCAGGACGAGCGGUUUCUCAAGAUCCAGGAGCUCAAUUCCGCAGAGCCCAGCAAACGGCACUCGGUCACCUACGAUAACGUAAUCCUACCACAGGAGUCCGUGGAAGUUUCGCCACGGUCGUCCACGUCGUCGCUGGCAGAGCCAGCGACGACCACGGCCACGGGCGUGUCGGCCACGACCAAGGCCAAGGCCAAGACUAAGACCGGGCCAGCGGCUACCGCAGAGAAGGAGGAGGAGUAUCCCGUGGAUCCGCGCAUGCAGAAGUACCUCUCGCACCUGAAGAGCAAGUCGCGCACCAGGGUCCAUCACAAGGACGCCAGCAAGUAUGUGUCGUUCUUUGGGGACGUGAGCUUCGACCCGCGGCCCACGCUCCUGGACAGCGCCGUCAACGUGCCCUUCCAAACCACGUUCAAGGGCCCUGUCCUGGAGAAGCAACUCAAGGACCUGGAGUUGACCAAGAACAAGACCAAGAUCAAGAAGGCCGCAGACGCCGCCCCCGGCAAGAAGCUGGAGUCGAACUUCUCAGGCAUCUACGUGUUCGCGUGGAUGUUCAUGGGGUGGAUCGCGUUCCGGAGCUGCAUGGACUACUACGUGUCGCACGAAGGCGGGUUCGCCAGCAUGGAGAUCGUGCAGUACAUGACGUCCGACCUGUUCACCAUCGCGCUGCUGGACCUCGGGCUGUUCCUGUCCACGUUCUUCGUGGUGUUCGUGCACUGGCUGGUCAAGCUCGGGUUCAUCAGGUGGAAGUGGACCGGGUUCGUCGCGGUCAGCAUCUUCGAGCUGUGCUUCAUCCCCGUGUCCUUCCCCGUGUACGUGUACUACUUCGAGUUCAGCUGGGUCACCAGGAUCUUCUUGUUCCUGCACUCGGUCGUGCUGCUCAUGAAAUGCCACUCGUUUGCCUUCUACAACGGGUACCUCUGGGACAUAAAGAACGAGUUGGAAUUCUCUUCGACUAAACUCAACAAAUUCAAAGAAUCGCUGUCCCCAGAGACCAAAGAGAUCUUGCAGAAAAGCUGCGAUUUCUGUCUUUUCGAGCUCAACUACCAGACCAAGGACAACGACUUCCCCAACAACAUCAGCUGCAGCAACUACUUCAUGUUCUGCAUGUUCCCCGUGCUCGUGUACCAGAUCAACUACCCGCGCACCUCGCACAUCAGAUGGAGGUACGUCAUCGAGAAGUUCUGCGCCAUCAUGGGCACCAUCUUCCUCAUGAUGGUCACUGCGCAGAUCUUCAUGCACCCGGUCGCCAUGCGCUGCAUCGAGUACCACGACACCCCCUCCUUCGGCGGCUGGGUCCCCGCGGUCAAGCAGUGGCUAUUCCUGCUCUUCGACAUGAUCCCGGGCUUCAGUGUCCUCUACAUGCUGACCUUCUACAUGAUCUGGGACGCCUUGCUGAACUGCGUCGCAGAACUGACCAGGUUCGCAGACAGGUACUUCUACGGUGACUGGUGGAACUGUGUUUCCUUCGAAGAGUUCAGCAGAAUCUGGAACGUCCCCGUGCACAAGUUCCUGCUGAGACAUGUCUAUCACAGCUCCAUGGGCGCGCUGCAUUUCAGCAAGUCCCAGGCCACCCUGUUCACCUUCUUCUUGAGCGCCGUGUUCCACGAAAUCGCCAUGUUCGCCAUCUUCAAGGAGGUCAGGGGAUACCUAUUUCUGUUCCAAUUGUCCCAGUUCGCCUGGACCGCCCUGAGCAACACCAAGUUCCUACGCUCAAGACCGCAGUUGUCCAACGUCGUCUUCACGUUCGGCGUCUGCACAGGCCCCAGCAUGAUCAUGACGCUGUACCUGACUUUGUGA
Molecule: messenger RNA, 1821 nt
Organism: Saccharomyces eubayanus
Lineage: Eukaryota; Fungi; Ascomycota; Saccharomycetes; Saccharomycetales; Saccharomycetaceae
Gene: ARE1
Product: sterol acyltransferase
Exons: 1
Coding region: 1-1821 (606 amino acids)
Biological process (GO): ergosterol metabolic process
Cellular component (GO): endoplasmic reticulum membrane
Molecular function (GO): ergosterol O-acyltransferase activity
Source: RefSeq, a predicted model, not a curated record